Messenger RNA from Nylanderia fulva, 1821 nucleotides. RefSeq names its product tRNA (guanine(6)-N(2))-methyltransferase THUMP3. Gene Ontology annotation, biological process: tRNA methylation. The record is from RefSeq and is a predicted model, not a curated record. NCBI's taxonomy places the organism in Eukaryota, Metazoa, Arthropoda, Insecta, Hymenoptera, Formicidae. Gene Ontology annotation, molecular function: tRNA (guanine) methyltransferase activity; RNA binding.
UCGUAGCUGCGUUCUGCGCAGAGCAGUCACGUGAUCACUUCGAUAGACUCGUGUUCUGAGCUGAACUCAGGCAACAUUUGUUUCUUGGAAUUUGUAUAAAUAAAUAAAUAAAUAAAUACAUAUAUUUAUUUAUGCAGAAGAAGAUCUUAUCAUGAGCGACCAUAAAUCUUUGGAAGAGCUCUUUUCGAAGUCUCUUAAUUAUGAUGACAAUAUUUUUACGAUUGGAAGUACUGUGGACACAGGCUUUGAAUGGGAGGCGAUUGACGAAUGCAAGGAAAAAUUUGGCAAAAAUGUGGAGGUAGUGAAACUGCGUGGAAGAAUUUACUUCAAUAUAAACUGGGACCAAUUUGAAAAAAUUCAGCAAAUGAGAUCGAUAGAUAACGUAUUCAUAGUAGUUGAUAUAGGAAGGCUAUCUUUUACCAAUGACAAAGAAACAGAUUUCAAAUCUAUAUAUAAUUAUGUAGUCUCAAACUUGGAUGAAAGAUGGAGGAAAGCUCUCGAUGCAUGGAAAUGUGCAACAAGAUUCUUGGGGAAGAUUUAUCCAACAAUUGAGGAAUAUAUCGCAGCAAAAGAGCAAACUCUUGUGACUAAAACUGAGGUAUUAGAGAUACAGGAUGAAAAAAAAGAAGAGCACGAGUCAUUGGAAUCAGAUGCAUCGGAAAAAGAAACGGAAAAUAAAGGGAAGAAAAGAGGUCAGGAUCCUUCUGAAUCCAAGGAAAAUGAUGUACUUAGAUACAGAGUAACAUGCGAGAGGACUGGUAAGCAUGUAUUCGAGUCUAAGGAUGUUGCUAGGAUUAUUGGAGAACUAGCACAGAACAAAUAUCACUGGAUAGUUGAUUUAACAAAAUACCAUCUGGAAGUUGUCUGCAAAUUAAUGGAUGAUUUAUUGUUAACGCACUUACGUGUAACUCAUGAAUCCAUGCAUCGCAGAAAUAUUGCAAGUUUUGGGCCCACUACCCUGAGAUCAACUAUAUGUUAUAAUUUGUUAAGAUUGGCAAAUCCAAAGCCAGGAGAUAUAAUAGUAGAUCCUAUGUGUGGAGGAGGUUCCAUUCCUAUAGAGGCAACAUUAGCUUAUCCAAACUCAUAUAUCCUAUGCGGUGACAAUGAUUCCAGAGCUGUGGAAAGAACAAAAUCUAAUAUGAAUGUCUCUACAGCUGGAUGCAAAAUAGAUCUUGUACAAUGGACUGCUUCCAAAUUACCAUUUAAGGAUUCUUGUAUUGAUAUCUUCGUUACUGACAUGCCUUUUGGAAAAAGAAGCGGGAAUAAGUCGUACAACAAAACUCUUUACAAACAUUUUUUGGUGGAACUCGGACGAAUAGUGAAAUUAUCAUAUGGACGAUUAGUUCUGCUUACGUAUGAUAGAUAUAACUUUAAAGAGGCUUUGCAAGCAGCUGGUGAUUUAUUCUGGGUGACAAAAACGGUUGGUGUAAAUGUAGGAGGCCUUCAAGCUGUAGUUUAUGUUAUGAAUCGUACGAAUACAUUUCACGAUCGCUUUAAACCACGUAUUGUUAAACAGUAUAAUUAUCCGAGAGACAACAAAAAGUGAGCCUAUCUUGUCAAAGAUUAUUUGACCAAGGUAUUCUAUAUAUUUAUAAGAUAUUUCAAAAAUAUUGUUAUAUACAUUCGUAUUUUUAUAUAAAUCACUUAAAGUUUAUUAAUAUAUAAGAGUAAUGGAUUUUUUAGACCCCAAACAAGUUUCUUAAUAAUUUUAAUGCAACAUUUACAAAAAGAAUUUUCUUUUGCUUAUCGUAUCUGUAAUUCUGUGCAAUUCACUUGUAAUUACUCUAUUUAUUAUGGAAUGUUCCAUGCUGCGUAAUGUAA